UCUCCUGAAGCUCUGCUGCCAUCAGUGAAAGACAAAGACAGAGUUUAUUGAAGGACAGUGAGAAGAUGAGUGAUCCAGAACCCUGCAGAAUUAAACAGGAAGAGACUGAAGAACUAAUAGAUGUGAAGGUGAAGGAGGAGAGUGAAGAACUGAGUGAAGAUGAGGAGAAACAUCAUGUCAAGAGUGAAACUGAAACUAACACAGAGGCUGAAGAUAGUUUUAUAAUGGAAAGAACAGCUGUAAAUGGUUUCACCUGCACUCAGUGCGGAAAGAUUUUCAAGCAUAAGUACCAUCUCAAGCGUCACAUGAUCAUUCACACUGGAGAGAAACCGUACCAGUGUUCACACUGCGACAAGAGAUUCGGUGAUUCAGGAAACUUGAAUUCACACAUGCUGGUCCACACCGGAGAGAAAACGCACAGAUGUGAUCAGUGCGGCAAAACAUUUAUGAGGUUUUCAGAGCUGAAGAGCCAUCUAACAGUUCAUGCAAAGAAAAAGCCGUAUUCAUGCUCUGAGUGCGGGAACAGUUUUAGUAAUUGGUCAAAUUUAAAAGCACAUCAGAAGAUCCACACUGGUGUGAGAGAGUUCGUCUGCUUUGACUGUGGGAAGAGUUUUAUUAGAGCUGGAGGGUUAAAAAACCACCAGAGGAUUCACACCGGAGAGAAACCGUACAAGUGUUCACACUGCGACAGGAGCUUCAAUCAGUUACAAAUAUUGAAAGUACAUAGGAGGACUCACACCGGAGAGAAACCGUACAUAUGUACUGAGUGUGGGAAGAGCUUUAGACAAUCACCAAACUUUUAUCGACACAUGCUGAUCCACACUGGAGAGAAACCACACAAAUGUGAUCAAUGCAGCAAAACUUUUCUCUGGCCUUCAGAACUGAAGGAUCAUCUUAGAGUUCAUACAAACGAGAGGCCUUAUUCGUGUUCAGACUGUGGGAAGACUUUUGCGCAACAGUCAAAUUUGAGACAACAUCAGAAGAUCCACGCUAGUGUGAAAGAGUUUGUGUGCUUGGAGUGUGGGAAGGCUUUUAUUAAAGCUGUGAGUUUGAGACAACACCAGACGAUCCACACUGGAGAGAGACCUUACGUGUGUUUACAGUGCAACAAAACAUUCAGAGAUGCGGCAUACCUGAAAGCACAUGAUCGGAUCCACACUGGAGAGAAACCGUACACAUGUACUCACUGUGGGAGGAGCUUCACAGUUUCAUCAUCCCUUAGUUCACACAUGCUGAUCCACACUGGAGAGAAAACACACAAAUGUGAUCAGUGCGGCAAGACCUUUUUGAGGGCUUCACAGCUGAAGAAACAUCUUAGAGUUCAUACAAAGGAGAAGCCUUUUCAUUAAGAAAUAGUUUUACACAUCCACAAAAUUGACCUUUCUGAAAACUCAUUCACAAACACUGGAUUAAUCAUUUCAUACAUUUAUACAGCGCUUUUCUGGACACUCAAAGCGAUUUACACAAUGGGAGGAAUCUUCUCAUCCACCGCCAGUGUGCAGCAUCCACCUGGAUGACGUAACAGCAGCCAUAUUGCGCCAGACCACACACCAGCUGAUUGGUGGAGAGGAGAGAUGAAGCCAAUUAUGGUUAGGAGGCUAUGAUGGACAGAGGCCAGUGGGCAAAUUUGGUCAGGAUGCCAUGGUUAAACCCCUACUCUUUUUUUUUUUUUUUUCGAAGGACAUCCUGGGAUUUUUAACGACCACAGAGAGUCAGGAUCUUGGCUUAACGUCUCAUCCGAAAGGCGGCGCUCACUGAGCAGUAUAGAGUCCCAUUCACUAUACUGGGGCAUUAAGACUCGCACAGAGUGCAGCUUGAGUGCCCCCUGCUGGCCUCACUAACAUCACUUCCGUCAGCAACCUAGCUUUCCCAUGUGGUCUCUAUGCAGUCAAUGUAGGGAUCUAUUUGUAAUUCCAAAAUAAAAGGAUUUGCAAACAAAAAAAAAUAAGUAUUGAGCAAAAAAUAAAUAAAUAAAUACAAAUCUCCAAAAAUUACAAAGCGAAUAUUAAUUUGAGACAUAUAAAUUAAUUCUGCUAACAAAAAUAAAGAACUGCAAAGGGAAAAUUCAAUUUUUGAG
Messenger RNA from Danio aesculapii, 2077 nucleotides. RefSeq names its product zinc finger protein 501-like. Gene Ontology annotation, biological process: regulation of transcription by RNA polymerase II. The coding region runs from base 66 to 1349 and encodes 427 amino acids. NCBI's taxonomy places the organism in Eukaryota, Metazoa, Chordata, Actinopteri, Cypriniformes, Danionidae. Gene Ontology annotation, molecular function: DNA-binding transcription factor activity, RNA polymerase II-specific; RNA polymerase II transcription regulatory region sequence-specific DNA binding. The record is from RefSeq and is a predicted model, not a curated record. The transcript has 2 exons. Gene Ontology annotation, cellular component: nucleus.